GAGGGUGGACCGGUUGUAGACCAGAAGGAAAGAGAAGAAGAAGUAGCGAAAGAUGGCAGAAGCGAACGCCAACAACAAAGACAAUCGAAGACGAAGAAGAAUCCUAGAACAAGGAUCCGACCGUCUCGCCUUCAUAACGGGUCGGAUCCAAACACCUCCUCCCCCUCUUCCGGAUCCCCAUCCAAACACGCCCUUUCCCUCCACUGUUGAAGACUCCCUUUCCACUUCGCAAAAUCCCCAACCCUAUCCCUCCGACGUUUCCAACCGUAAAAUCCAAGCACCCCCUUUCGCAACUGAAAACGAGAUUUCAAGUGUCCCAACUUCCGAACCCGAACCUGUACCUGAACCUCAACCCGAGCCCGAACCUGUCCAGAUUCUACCAGAAUCCAAACCUUUCAUCCUCCCGAGUGACAUAACCGGUGCCAUCAACGCCUCAAAGGUUACUCGUCUUUGUUGUUCCGUUGUUAUGGCUGUUCUAGUCCUUUCAUCUUAUCUUCGAUUUUCUUUCUUCGACACCAACUUCGUUAAGAGUGUUGUAGGGUUUAGGCCACUCUAUUUGGUUCUCCUCACCAAUUUAACGGUUGUGGUUGCAACGAUCGUGUCUCGAAAACAGAGAGGUUUCGGGAGAAGAACACGCAACACAAAUUCUUCUGAUUCGCAACUUGCUAGGGCAUUGGAAUUAGGUCUGCUGGUGAAGAAUGUGGCGGAUGCAGUGUUCAUGGAUUGUGCUGUUUAUGCUAUCGUUCUCAUUUGUGGCCUUUCCUUGCUCCACACAUGACAACCACACUUGCACUUCCCUUUUGAUUUUGUAACUGAUUCAGUUUUAGUAGUUCACUAAUUUCAUUUUAAUGUUCUUUUUUAUGAGCAUUUGUUUCUCGCAGUGAGAUUAAUGAAGGCGCAUUGUGUAUUAUUGUAUUAACCACCCUGCAAUUUGGAAAAUUAAGCUAGUUGUUAGGAUAUAGAAUGCAUUUAGAACGCAUGUCUUUUGAAUAGUUAUGCAAUAGCUGCUCGUUUCUGGCAUUUAUUAGUUUCAGAAAUUGUAUUUGGUGAUGCAAAAUAUUAUGCAACAGAAGGAGAUAUGAAGAAAAAAAGAAA
Abrus precatorius (Indian licorice) is the source of this 1095-nucleotide messenger RNA. RefSeq lists its product as uncharacterized. The transcript has 2 exons. The record is from RefSeq and is a predicted model, not a curated record. The coding region runs from base 53 to 778 and encodes 241 amino acids. NCBI's taxonomy places the organism in Eukaryota, Viridiplantae, Streptophyta, Magnoliopsida, Fabales, Fabaceae.